This is a messenger RNA of Diaporthe batatas, 1002 nucleotides long. RefSeq lists its product as uncharacterized. The record is from RefSeq and is a predicted model, not a curated record. Bases 1 to 1002 code for a protein of 333 amino acids. The transcript has 5 exons. Gene Ontology annotation, molecular function: ATP binding; ATP-dependent protein folding chaperone. Lineage: Eukaryota; Fungi; Ascomycota; Sordariomycetes; Diaporthales; Diaporthaceae.
AUGUCGGACCCCGCGAUCAAGUUGCCUGAUGACCGCCUGGUCAUCGCUCUCGACUUUGGUACCACCUUUUCUGGAGUGGCGUACUCCUUCAAUGUGCCUGGCAAGAAGGCAGAUGUCAAGUCCAUCCAAGACUGGCCUGGCCUUGAGGGCUAUCGCCAGCCCAAGGUGCCGACCUUGAUUAUGUACGACCAGCAGGAUCCCUCCAAGUUCAAGUGGGGUGGCGAGGUCGACUGGCGCGACCCUGCCGUUCGUGGUGUCAAGUUGCUACUUGACCCCGACCAAGACAGGCCUGUUUAUCUCCCCAUGUCCAGUUUCAGGAACGACCUCCAAGCUAUUUCGAAGACCCCCGUUGAUGUUGCCGCCGACUUCAUUGGCGCCAUCUACAAACACGCACUCACUGUCAUCCAAUCUGCGGUUCUGCAGGACUACUUCGACUUCUGCGAGAAAGACUUCGUCCUGAGCGUGCCUGCUGUUUGGUCUGACAAGGCCAAAGAUCUGACUUUGAAGGCUGCCAAGACGGCCGGAAUUCAUCCUGUCACGUUGAUCAAGGAGCCAGAGGCAGCUGCGUUGUACACGCUGACCACUCACGACCAUGCCAUCAAGGCGGGUGACGCUUUUGUGGUCUGUGACGCUGGUGGCGGCACCGUUGAUCUCAUCACUUACGAGGUCAAGAAGACCGAGCCUUGCCUUCAACUGUCGGAGCUAGUUCCUGGAAAGGGUGGAAUGGCAGGCUCUCUUGGAUUGAACAAGCGGUUCGAGGAGGCCGUGCGAGAGGUCGUCGGUGAGGACCAGUUCUUCUACCUCAAGAAGACUGUCGGCUGGUCCAAGGCUCUCAAUGACUUCGACAAGAACAUCAAGACGGCUUUCAAUGGCAACGCCCGCGACAUUCAAUACGUCACCUUCCCCAAAGCUGAACUUCAGGACAACUUCACGGAGGGCCUGACUGGCAACUGUUGGGAGAUGACUGGGGUAAAAAACGGGUGGUAUAGGGCAACUUUUUAA